AUGCACAGUCUGGGAUUGAAAGAGCCGCUGUGUGGGGCUGAACUACUCCUAAACCAAGACAUAAGCCACAAGGCAUUAGAAAAGCACAAGUUCAAGAAGCUAAGUGAAAGCUCCACUGCUGCCAACGAGGACAAGUGAAGAACUGUGGGAGCUUUUUGCUGUUUUCUGUUUUCAUUCAUUCAUUCUACUUUUACAACACAAGGUUUUUCUAAGGAGAGGACGCAUUUCUGUGGAUUGCCUGCAAGUCACAGAAUCUUUUUGCCAAGCUUCGCUUGGGAGGGAUUCAAAAGGACGACUUUUAGUUAUGUUUUGUUUUUUUUCCACCGAAAUUUAAAGGAUGAGCGUUCAAUGAUAAAACCACUUGGAAUAUGGGAUUUUUAAUCUAUGAUUUGGACCACAGGGACAGGCAACUAUGUGUUUGUGCUCAACUUUGGGUGAUUCUGAUAACUCUUGCAGGUAAAAUCACUCCAACCAGCUCAGAUACCCUCUUCAGUUCGUCAGCAAUGACAGCCAGUCCUUCACCACCCACUGUGUAUCUGCCUGCCAGUUUUAAAAUGUCCAAUGCACAACUGGCUUUCUUUUUGCGAGAGGCUCAGAUCACAGGAGAAACAGUUGCUGGUGGCAGUAAGGGCAGCAGCCCUGGCACCGGAAACCCACUGCAGCGCUCUGAGAGUUUUGUGGUUUUCCAGACAAAAGACCUUCCUGCCAUCAACAUAAGCUUUGGGCCAUUUGCCCAGGACCAGGCCCUGUCCAAGGAGCUGCUCCAGCCAGCUAGCCCUCUGGAUAUUCCAGGCCAGCUGACAGUCAGCUGGAAAGUGCGGGCCUUCAUUGUCCAGGCGAGGGUCUUCUCCAACAACCCCAUAGUCCAGGUCUUCUUCUAUAUCGCCGGCCGUGACUGGGAUGACUUCAAAGCUCAGGACAAUCUGCCAUGCGUUCGUCUGCAUGCUUUCCGGGAUGUCCGUGAAAUCAAGACAUCCUGUCGCCUGAAAGGCAACAUGGCGCAGUGCUUGGCCCAGCUGGAGCUGCCUCCAUCCUGGUUCAACACCAACGUGGCCCCGCUGGGUCGGAGGAAAGGCUCUGGUGAUGGGCUCCUUGAUGGGUUAACUAGUGAGACCCUCCAGGCUGAGCUCUACUACACGCUGCACGAGCCUAAUCUGGAAGGGGAGUGCAGUGAGAGCUCAGGUCAUAGAGGUGGUGGGUCCAGGGGAGAGCCUCUGUCACAGCACCCUCUGCUGCGCAUUGGAAGUAUCAGCCUCUACCAGGCCAGUCAGGAGCAGGUGCUGGUGGACAAGCAGCUGGACAAGAACAUGUUCCUCAGGCUGCCAGAGAAGCCACUGAAGCCUGGAGAGACACUCAGAAUCCUCCUUUACUUGAUGCCCAACUCCACUAUUGAACAAUUCACUCUCAAGGUCAAAGCUAAAAAGGGGGUGAACCUGCUGCAGACCAAGUCGAAAAACGCCCAGUGGGAUGUGGAUUGGGAGGUGCAGUCCGGCGCCAAACAUUCCAUCACCACCAUCGAUGUGAACAAGAAGAAAGGCUUCAAGCAGGGAGAUGUGUUGGGAAAUGUCGAGGUGAUGCAGCUGGAUUUCGAGAUGGAGAACUUCACAAGCCUCUCGGUGACCAGAAGGAUCAACUGGAACAUUGACUACAAGGGCCAGAACCCGAUGCCUGAUACGGAGAAGGUUGUGACAGAGCUGACGGUCGUGCAGCGGGACAUUCAGGCCAUCAUCCCUCUGGCUAUGGACACUGAGAUUAUCAACACAGCUGUUCUGACUGGACGCACAGUGGCCAUUCCUGUUAAAAUGGUCUCCAUAGAGAUGAACGGGGCAGUGACAGACGUCUCAGCCUUUGUGCAGUGCAAGUCCUCAAAUGAAGAUAUUGUAAAGGUGUCCAUGAAUUGUGACUACGUGUUUGUCAAUGGGAAAGAGACGCGGGGCUCCAUGAACGCCAGGGUCAUCUUCAGCUACGAGCAUCUGAGCGCACCGCUGGAGCUCACCGUCUGGGUGCCCAAACUUCCUCUGCAGGUGGAACUUUCUGACAACAAUCUCAGCUUCAUAAAAGGAUGGAGGGUUCCCAUUCUGCCCGACCGAAGGAGCACCAGAGACAGCGACACAGACGAUGACGAGGAUGAGCGACGGGUGAGUCGAGGCUGCACCCUGCAGUACCAGCGGGCUCUGGUCAAGGUCCUGACCCAGUUCCACACCACAUCAACGGAGGGAACUGACCAGGUCAUCACCAUGCUGGGACCAGACUGGCAGGUGGAUGUCACAGACCUGGUCCAGGACUCCCUCAAGGUGGCAGACCCCAGGAUUGCAGAGCUGGUUGAUCGGACAAUACUGGUGGGCCUGGAGCUAGGAUCAACUGCACUCAAGGUGGAGUCUCCACUGGCAGUGGACGCAGUGCUGGGAGAGGCGCCGUUCUCUGUCACAGAUGACAAGGUUUCCAUCAUGGAGCUGCGUGUUCACGCUAUUUCAGGCCUGACCCUGUCGCUGCAGCCCAGCCCCGGCAACAGCCACACCAUGGUGGCCAAGGCAACCGGCCUGCAGACACUCACUGCUCUCAAACAGGAGGCCAGUCUGUCCGUCUGGAUGAUUUUCAGCGACAACACAGCCGCCACUUUGACUUACUUUGACCCCAAAGAUUACAACCUCAAUGCCUCAGCGCUGGAUGACAAAGUUGUGUCAAUUUCCCAGGAGCCUCAGCAGCGUUGGCCUGUAGUGGUGGCAGAAGGGGAGGGAUCUGGCGAAAUGCUGCGAGUAGAGAUGACCAUCUGUGAGGCCUGUCAGAAGACCAAGCGCAAAAGUGUCAUUGCAUCUGCUGCAGUUUAUGUCAAGGUUCGCUUUGGCCCAGAGGAAGACUCCGAGGAAGAGACGACCACUGAGGGAGAGAUUGAGCUCGUACCCGUCACCAGGCGGCCAAUGAUUGAUCCAAACAACGGUGGGAGAAUAUAUGAGACAUCUAAUGAGCAGCCUGCCAGCGUUCCCAUUGAUUACACCAAUUUCCCCACAAGCAGCAACCAAGAGCAACCCACUGAGAUUAGUGAUGAUGAUUUAGUGCCUUCACCACGCAGCAUGACAGACCUCGAGAUUGGCAUGUAUGCUCUAUUGGGAGUCUUCUGUUUGGCCAUCUUAGUCUUUCUCAUCAACUGCAUUGUCUUUGUGCUUAAAUAUCGUCAUAAGCGCAUCCCACCUGAGGGUCAGGCCAACAUGGACCAUUCCCAUCACUGGGUGUUCCUAGGAAACGGCCAGCCACUCAGAGCUCAGUGUGACCUGUCGCCGCAGCAGGUAGAAAGUCCCAGCAACCCUUUGGAGGGUGUACAGACUUGCUGCCAUGGAGACCACCACAGCAGUGGCAGUUCCCAGACUAGCGUUCACAGCCAGGUACAUGGACGGGGUGAUGGCAGCUCUGGGGGCUCUACAAAGGAGAAUGGAGAGGAGGCAAGUUCACCCACCUCCAAGCGUAAGAGAGUCAAGUUCACCACGUUUACCACCCUUCCCACAGAGGAGCUACCCUACAACUCCAUCCCCAUCGCAGAUGAGGAGGACAUUCAGUGGGUUUGCCAGGAUAUGGGCUUUCAAGACCCAGAGGAACUGCACAAUUACAUGCGCAGAAUAAAAGAAAUAGCCUGAGAAAAGAGGUGCAUCGUGAAGCACUGCUCAGCUUUCUAAAAUAAACAUUCCUUUCUAUUUUUCUCUUUUUCACCUAAGUGAAAGAUAACUUCUCACAGACUAAAAAGGCCAGUUGUUGUUUUGGUUAUGAUUUGUUCCAUUUAGUUUGCACAGUGCUGUAAUCUCAUACACGCUCACACUGAAAAGAAAGCAAGGAAGCCAAAUACUUGACUGGAGGGUCUAAAUCACCAGAGACUUUGGUAAAUCUUGGCUAUAGCAAAUGUUUCACUUGGAAAGCUGAGCCAUGGACGCAUGAGGGCUGCUUUGACACUCUUUAUGUUCAGGUUCUGACUAGAGAAAUCCUGAUAUGGACAGGUGUGUAGAAGUUAGGGGCUGUGUUUCAGUGGCUCGGCAGGACUCUGCAGUACUGUACCUACUCCAAACAACGAGGCCUUUGAUGAACAAAUAACUGUCAAAGACUCUCAUGAAAUGUGUUAAAAAUCCUUUUGUUUUUUUCAAAGUAGGAAAAAAACAUUCUUUUAAUGGCAAAACCUUCAUUGUUGUUCUCUGUGCAGCACAUCCAUGAUUUGUACUCAUGUUCAUUCCAUACAUUUUCAACAUUUCAUAAGUAGUUGAAAAUAGUGCCCAGCUAUUAGUCCUAAUGUUCCUGAAGAAUCUAAUGCCUUAUAAAAACGGUCACAGUUCGCUGCUUUUAUCAGUGCAGACGCCCUGUUUUCGCACCACUGUGGGGCUGGAGACAGUGUAGUAAAGAGCAUUUGAUGGAAAUUUCUUCAGCAGCUCUCCAGCAUGAGGUCUAAAAUAAGAAUAUCUCAGAGUCUUUGCAUGAAAGAGGAUCUUGAGGCACAAUCGGCCACUUUUUUCCAAAUUUUUAAAUGUUUAUAUUGUAAGUACACAAAUAUCCACACACAUACAAAACUAAAUAUGUUAUCAUGCAUUACAUGCAUGCCAUGUUCGGUUUACAUGCAGACAUUCCUCUAUGUAUAUAACGUGUUGAACUGGAGCCAAUCCAGCGCAAUCCCUAAAUCAGUUUCUCACUCCACGAUGGAGGAGUGGGAAGCCGGUUGAAGUCUUGGAAAUUUUAUAGUCUUGUAGUGGGUUGAAAGUUCUUGACAGAUGUGUAAAUUUUUAACACAUAUACUCAACUGUUCAACAUGCGGAUUUGCUAUGCAUCAGGACUGUGACAGACCUAAUCUUUUGAUGUUUUAUUUUCCUUUCCCCAAGUUUAGCUGGCCUCCACCCUUUGGGAGAAUAAAAUAUAUGAUAUACAAAUAUAUUUAUAUAUAUAAAUAUAUAUAUAUAUAUAUAUAUAUAUAUAUAUGUACAAGUUGAAAACAUUCUCACUGAGCACAAGAUCCUCUGAACUCUGCAGGAAAUGUAAUCCACCCUUACAGAAGAUCACUGGAUAUUUUAUUGAUUUUCACCCAUGACUUAUAUAUUUACAUCCUGGCCAUCCCAUGUUGUCACAGUAUUGUUUUAUAUCCAUAUUCCCAAUUUUGUUCAUUCAUUUUAGUGGACGUACAUCUAGAGAUCACAAAUUUUCCUCAAACUGAACAAUAUGAAUGGGGCCAGAGUCUUGUAGCUUCUGCUGGGACAAAAAUAAAACAUGCUGGAUGGAUGACCAGGCUACCACCACUAGGAGUUACAGAGGUGGGCUUGGCUGUGAAGAACCUUGGCGCUUCCUAUCUGCUCCCCAGGCACUGAAACAUGGCAGCCCACCACUCUCUAGUACAUCUAGAGAUGGGUCAAAUGUAGAGCUGAAUUUCCCAACUGGGAUUAACAAAGUUAAAAUGAUUAUUUUGACAUGGUUGUGAGAUUGCCUUUGCUUCAGUAACAAAUCAGAACGACUCAAAUCAACACCAGGCAGUGGAUGCCAUUUUCAAUUCUGGCCGUGUUAAUUCCUGUAAAAGUAAAAAAUCUCAGCAGGUUGCUGGAUAUCAGCAGUGUUCAAGGUAUUUUUUUUAUCUUUAGUGUAGCACAGUGGUUCUCAAACUUUUUCUGGACAAAAUGAACAGACCUAAAGUUGAAGUGUCAUUUUUACUACUGCAGCUAGCAGCUCCAGCUGUUUUCAGAUUAGGAUUCUACAACAUGUUACAGAACUUUUAACUUUUUAAAUGUUUUUGUCCACACUCUUCAUUAAUAGGCAUUAAUAUCUGAUGAUAAGCCAGGAAGGGACCAGCCAGCAGCAGCUUCCAGUCUGGUCCAGUCUGAGCAGAGGUGAACGUCUCCUCCUCUGACUGCAGCUGGGAGCGCUAAUGGACAGAGGAGGGGCAGAGGCGCUGCCCAUUGAGAAGAAGUAAAUGCCAGUAACUCCAGAAAAAGUCGCUAGAUUUGUUGCUAGUUGCUUCUUUGAAACAGUCACUAAAUGGGUCUGAAAACUCACUAAAUAUAGUACAAAAGUAGCUAAAUAAGUAACCCUGACGUGUGUCUCAAUUUAAUUGGUGUACCGAAAACCGUGCACUGACAAACGUUCUGCAUUGUUUGGAAUGCAAAGUGUGAUUGAAUGUAUUAAUUGUUUUAUAAUUAAAUAAUUGUAAUUAACACAUUAAAGUCCCACACACACACGCAUAUAGAUAUAUAUAUAUAUAUAUAUAUGUAUAUAUAUAUAUAUAUGAGAACCUGGACAAUUAAUUUAUUAAGCUUUCCAACUACAUGGCUGAAAUGGGCCAGUUUAACGUGUCUUUUAUUUAGCUGCAUUUUCUGAUGGUGGUAACCAGGCAGGAUUUCAUGUUUCAUCUAAAAGGUUUCAUCUUAAAAAUUGGACUGGCUUACUGACUUGAGGAGAUGUAAUAAGGAAACGUCUUUCUACACAUUUACUGUAAAACCACGAACAGGAUAUCCACCUUCUUUCAUCAAAUACCUGUUUCUCCAUGUGUCUUUCUUUCUUUUUCUCUCAGUGAUGUGGUUUGGUUGGGUAAACCUGUUCUCUGGCCCACAGUUGUUGUUCUUGAUGUUUUUUGGUGGUUGGCAAAAACAAACUUGUGCAUUGCUGCCACCAAGUGGUCUGGAGUGUAGACCAGAACGUUUCCAAGAACCACAGUUUUCAAAACAUUUGCUCCUCCACUACAAUUUACCAAAUUCCACGCACCUUCCCCCCUUAUCAUGUUGCCGCACCCCCCAGGGGGCCCGUCCCCCAGUUUGAAAACCACUGGCGUAGUAUGCAUUUUUAGUACUAGGUGGUUAAUGUUAUUCCAGCUCUGAUCUCAAAUGAAACAAAUUCUUUUUAAGACUAAUGAGACAAACCAGGAGAUGAAAAAUAACUUUCCAAGUUAGUUUCUUCUAAUUCCGCAGUGUUCAUCCGAAGGGCUUGGAUUUGUUUUCUUUUGUGUUAACUUGACUGAUUUCUGUGAUCCUAGAAGCAAACAGAUGUCACUUCCUCCAUCUCUGGCUAUAAUGAGCAUCAGCUCGGCUUGUCACUCAAAGCUGUCACUCAAAGUAUAUUUUGUUGCCACCCAACCUGUUUUUCCAGCCCCCACAGUGUCGGUAAAGACCCAUUCUAAUACUGUUCUCAUCGUGGCAGCUUUGUUAUGCAAAUAUCAACUCCGUAUGGGACAAAACAACUGAAUUAAACCAAUUUUUUGUCAGCUUUUUAUUUACGAGUUCAUCAUAUAUGACAGUUAAAAAUAUCUGAAAGUUUGAUACUGCUGUUGCUUACGCCAUUGCACCAACAUUGUAAAUACUGGGGCAAAACAGGCUUUAAUUUUUAAAGUAUUUGAAAGUGGUCAUGAUCUUUCAUCAAUGUGGAUACUCUACAUGUAAAUAGACCCAGAGAUAAUACUUAAUACCUAAAUCCUGGAUUGGCACUUUCAUGAUGUGGCAUACUGCAUGACCUCUUUAUGUUCCAAAUAUCAUGUCGGUUCUGUGUUAAACAGCAGAAGACACAGAAAAACAGGAAAGUCUGAGCCCGUCACCGUUCAGCAGAAACAUCACCAAGAUCUGCCAUUAAUUUGAGAAAAAUACCAGCCAGCUGUGAGUUUUUCUGUGACGAUGGUCUCUCGGGAUGAAUGUAGAAUUCCUAACAAAACCUGCAUCUUUUGUGUUUGGUGUUGCUGUGCUAAGCCCAGCCUGGUGACCUUUAUAACAGAGUAUCUAAUAGCAGCUUCAUGCAAAGUUCUCCUGAUUUUUCUCAUGUUUCAUAACACAUCUCAUGUUUCCUCACCUUUUUACAUUUGACUUCUUCUCCCUUGUGCAUUUUUAUGUCCUUUUUGUGGUAAAGCUGCUUUGGUAACAUGUUGCUCAUUUUGUGUUUUCUUCAAGCUGCUAAUAGAGACUUCUUACAACAUGUAAAUGAAGAUUUUUUUGAAUUGUAUCCCCACCCUCACACCCACCCACAGUGAACUGUGCACGAUACACACGGCUCAGUUGGCUGAGCCACGUAACCACCACACUGACUAUAAUAUUGUAAUGUACAGAGCACUGUUACAUUUCCUGUAUCCUGUUGAAAACAAACCCUUGUAUUUUCCCCCAUUAUAUGUAAAGUACUAAAGAAAAUGCAAUACACAA
Melanotaenia boesemani (Boeseman's rainbowfish) is the source of this 8129-nucleotide messenger RNA. It is a transcript of the gene tmem132e, whose product is annotated as transmembrane protein 132E. Bases 369 to 3629 code for a protein of 1086 amino acids. The record is from RefSeq and is a predicted model, not a curated record. NCBI's taxonomy places the organism in Eukaryota, Metazoa, Chordata, Actinopteri, Atheriniformes, Melanotaeniidae. The transcript is spliced from 10 exons.